AUGAGAGAGGUGAUAAAGAACUCUCCGUAUCUAUAAUCCUGAAAGCCAUGCAAAAAUCUGUGGCACUUCACAUACAGCUAGCGAUGUCACAUUUGAAAGAAAAAAUCUUGAAAAGAUGAAUACAGAAUAUAAAUAGCAAAAUUGCAAAUCCAUAGUUCAAAUUCUAUUGUUAAAGUGGGUGUGUAGAGCAUAUUUUUAAUGAUAGAAUAUUUUAUCUUUGGAAAUUGCAAAGAUAUUGGAUUCAACUAUUUAAAGGUCAUGAUCAUAUUAUAUUUUACUGGGUUUUUUUUGUUGUUGUUGUUGUUUUUUUUUUUUUUUUUUGUAGCAACAUGUUUUGUGUCAACUUUGUUUAACUGACAUCAUGAUUUUAUUUUUGGUAGACAACAUGCAGAGGGUGAAGGGUGUGUCUUUUCCAGAGCCAAAAUAGACACAGAGCAUGGGAAACUUCAAAUCAAGACCAACAGUGUCUUGUGCAGAUGAAUUAAAGAAGAAGAUAAGUGAAAGUUAUUCAUUAUUUCGAUCAAAAGCAAUAGAGGAUCUACGUCCUAAUGAAAAGGACUGGACAGAAAUCCAGCUGGCUUGUGGGAAGGGAGAUUACAACAGAGUUGUAGAGCUGGUCUCCGAGGAGAACAUAAAUGAGAGAACCGAUGGAGGGCUAACUUUACUACAUAUAGUGGGUGCUUAUGGGGGUAGUAGAACUUUGAUAAAGUUCUUAUCGGGGAAAGGAUUGAUACCAGAUGCUCUCAGUAAACGGCAGUUUACAGCUCUCCAGCUGGCAGCAUACAGAGGGGAUUCAGAAUGUGUGCAGUGCUUGCUGGAGAGCCCUGACAUUGAUGUGAACCUGCCUGGCAACAGUGGUUUAACAGCUCUACAUGUGGCAGCCAUGUGUGGCUUUCAGGAGAUAGCAGAAGUUCUGAUAGACAAUGGAGCCAAAGUCAAUAUGCAAGAUGCUGUUAAUUUCACACCUCUGCACAUAGCGUGCAACUUUGGAAAUGAUAAGGUUGUGGAUUUGCUGGUGUCGUACAGAGCUGAUUUGAAUGCUGCUGGGGGUGUAGGUGACCGUCCAUUACACCUGGCCUGUUCUAGAGGCCACCUACAUAUCACUAAACUCCUGGUGGAAGCUCCUCAACAGCCAGCAAAUGUGAAUGUUAAAGACGAUGAAGAACACUACCCGAUCCAUUUCUGUUGUAAAUCCGGCCAUCUCAAUGUUCUCAGUUAUCUGUUGGAAAAACAAGCCUUACCUCAUGUAUGCAACAUCUAUGGAGACACCCCAUUACAUCUAGCUUGUUACAGUAGUAAAGUGGAAAUUGUGAAGCAUUUAAUUUCUGUCACUGGUUGUGAUAGUUUGGCAAAGGAGAAUAUCUUCAGUGAGACACCUCUUCACAGUGCUUGUACAAGUGGCAGAAGCCUGGAGUUGAUCAAAUAUCUCCUGGAGCUGCCAGUCAUCAACAUUAACUACCAAGGAAAGGAUGGGCACACAGCGCUGCAUAGUGCCUGUUUCCAUGGUCACAUUCGAGUGGUACAGUUCUUGUUGGAAUGUGGGGCGGACAUGAAUCUGGUGGCGUGUUCCGAAAUGAAUGGAGGAUCAGACAAAAAAGAGGAACAAACUCCCCUAAUGUGGGCUUAUGAACAAGGCCAUGACACCAUUGUGACAUUGUUGAAGCAUCACAAACGACCCCAGGACGAGUCGGCCUGUGGGGACUAUUCCCAGCCAGGGGGAGAAGGGUCUUAUGUGUCUGUUCCCUCACCCCUAGGGAAACUUAAAAGCAUGACAAGAGAGAAGAUUGAUGUAUUACAUUUACGUUCAUCCCUACCUCGUUACUUCCAACUACAAAUUACUGACUUAGACUUUCAAGAGCCUAUAGGAAGUGGUUCAUUUGGCAAAGUAUAUAAAGGCAAAUACCUCGGGAAAACGGUGGCAAUCAAAAGGUACAGGGCCUCCUCAUUUGGUUGCAAGUCUGAUGUGGAUAUGUUUUGUCGGGAAGUUGCCAUUCUCUCAAAGUUAAACAGUUCCUACGUUAUUAGUUUUGUUGGUGCUAGUUUGGAUGAUCCAAGUAAUUUUGCCAUUGUGACUCAGUUUGUGGCUGGAGGUUCGCUGUUCAGUAUUCUACAUGAACAAAAAAGAGUCAUUGAUGUACAAUCAAAAUUGACUAUUGCAACAGAUGUAGCUAAAGGGAUGGCCUAUUUACAUAAUCUGUCACAGCCAAUCAUACACCGAGAUUUAAACAGUCACAACAUUCUAUUGGAUGAAAAUGGCCAUGCAGUUGUUGCUGACUUUGGAGAAUCCAGAUUUCUUCUCUCAGAAGAGGACAAUAUGACAAAACAGCCAGGGAACCUGAGGUGGAUGGCUCCGGAGAUUUUCACUCAGUGCACCAAGUAUAGCAUCAAGGCUGAUGUGUUUAGCUUCUCUCUCUGUAUUUGGGAGUUGCUGUCAGGGGAACUUCCAUUUGCACAUCUAAAACCAGCUGCUGCAGCUGCAGAAAUGGCUUACCAUACAACACGACCACCUAUAGCUGUGACAUUUCCCAAACCGAUUGUCAUGUUACUACAGAGAUGUUGGAAUGCUAGUGCUGAUGAUAGACCCGAAUUUAAGGAAAUUGUGCCAAUCUUGGAAGAAUGUAGACAAACUCAAGUGGCAGCCCUCUUGAAUAACACCGAAGUGCCUUCUCUGGAGAAUGACGGAGGGGCGGAGGAUGCCCAGGCCACACCCCCGAUAUCUGGGAAUGUGAUGGCACUGCGCACACACUGGGAAAUGGAGGCUACCAAACAUAGUAGCAGUGUUCCAAUCGAUGAACUGAGACGCAGACUGCAGUAUCCCCAGGUGGAUAAGAAUGGCUAUGUCUCGGACCCACUGAGUACACUGGGAAUUUCUGUCACCAUAGAGCAAACAAAAAAACUUCUGGAGUCUGCCUUCAACCAGAGUCAGUCGUAGGGAAGUUUUAAAAAAAACCCUCAAAGAAUAGGCUUGUCAUCAGUCUGUUGUAUAGAAAUUACUAUGAUUAUAAAAGAGAUAACCAUCUUAUGCUAGAAUACAGAAAAUGGCAAGAAAUUAAUAUCAUUUAUGAUGUCAUAAUUUUGAAUUUAAGUCAUAUCUAUGAUGUCAUAAUUCUGAAUCUUUUUUGGCUGUUUUGCAUUGGAAUUCUUGCCCAAAGUACACUAGUUUAGAAGGUAAAGCAGAAAUUUGGUGGUUAAAUAAAGCUUUUAUCCUAUACAUAUGAUAUAUAGUUCCCUAUUACAAAGAGCAUUCAGUAACUGUCUUAAUUUUUGAAUAAUUGUACAUGUACUACGGGUUUUUUGAAAUUGGAAAUGUCAGUAUAUUUUGAUUUUACCUGCAUUAUUGCACUGCAGCAAAGUUUCUAUCAGUGUUCAGAUUGAUGAAUGGUAGACUGAGGGAAUGCCUGCAUGUUUGACAGUACUGUAGAUUCCUUAAUAUAUGUGAGGAAUUUAUUAACGCAUUAUUUCAUGAGAGGCACCACACACAAAAUAAAGUUACUCCCUUUUAUUUUAAUAUUGCUGAAAUGCUUCUUAAAAGUCUUGAUCAGUAGACCACUUGCAAAUUCAUGAUCACGGGAUUUGACGUCCAUAAGGCAUUUUACGUUAUUAAGUACUCACAUGAAAUGGUGAAUCUACAAUAAUGACUUUGUCUGGCAUCUGUCUGGGUAGAUUUUGAUACACUGCUACACUAGUGGGGAGAGCUCUUUGUUAAACUUUUAUGAUGAUAUUUAUCUCUGUGAGAUGCAACACCAAAUGGUGAAAAUCACACUUGCCAGGGUCACUCAAGGUUCAGGUUUCAUGAACACCCUACUUCACCAGAUGCAUGAACUUUUCCUGGUGAACUUGAGUUUUCCUACCUUUAUGAUAAGGAUUUAUUUCUCCUUCAAUUCUAGUCAUUGAUUUAUCAAGUGCUUGUCAUUAUGGUAUUGCGAAGGCACCCAUCCGUCCAUUUGCUUUUUCGUGUCUGGAUUGUAACUUGUCAAUUACACUCCAAGGCCUAGAACCAUGAAAUCUUUAUUGUUGAUACCUCUUUGGAGGAAGAUGUGUUAAUACCUAUUUAAAACUAAUAACAAUAUGGCCAGAUAUAAGUAAAACCCUGUUUGACUCAAAGCUUGGAUUCUAUAAGGUCUGAAAUAAAAAAAAAUGUCAGAUGAUGCAUCUUAUGGGGAGAACAACAUUAAACUAAGUUUCUGCAACCUCAAUUAGGCCUAAAAUCAUGAAACCUUAUUACUUCAUGCAUAUUAGAUGCAAAGUCUGUCAUGACUUUAAACUACAAUGACUCUAACGGAAAAAAUAUUUUCUGACAUUGUAGUUUUGAAAUGGGGGCAAUAGAUACUUGUUUGAUAAGAAGUUUUUUUUUAUCCCAUGCAAGAAGAUUAAGAAUUUUAAGACUUAGUGAUUCUCUAAUAGCGUACCUUAAAAUGAUUAUCAUUUUAAUUAAUAAAUGCUUCAAAUUUGCAAACCAUUUUAGGUUUUGCAUACUUUGGUAUAAAUGUAAUUAAUGAAGAGCAUCAUCAUUCAUUUUCAAGUACAUUGUCGGAAAAUAGUAAUGAUAAACUUCAAUGGAAUGCUUUGAUGAUAUUGUUUUGUGAAAUCUAGAAGACUGAUUCUGUUUGCCCCUUGGGAUCCAUUACAUAAGUCCGAGAAAUACAAAUGACUGGUUGACUGAAAGAAAUGAGAUUAAUUUUCAUGUUAUAAGGCAAGAAGAUUGUGUCUUUUCACUUGUUUUAUCAUGCUGUGUCACAAAUGUAACAAGUGUUAAUUAUAAGACUUUUUUUUAUAAUUUAUCUAUGCAAGAGACAACAUGAAUGUAAUUAUUGUACAAUUGGAGGAAUUGACAGGUCAGAUACUAGCAUAUUGUGACACUUUACACAUAUUUCUCAGUCUUUGUUAGUAUUUUGUUAAAAUUGAUUACUUUGAGUUGCAUCCUUUUUUAGUUGACAUGAAAACACUCCUGUUAUUUCCUUUUUUUUGACCAGGAAUUUAACCAAUGUAAUGCAAUUCAGUAAUAUAACGACCAAUCUGAUUAAAAUCAGAUCUUUGAUCUGCUCCGCUACACUUAGUGUAGCGACAUAACAAUAACAGAGCGGAUCAAAGAUCUGAUUUUAAUCAGAUUGUAAUAACGACAGAACUGGUGACAGGGCCAGUAACCAGCUGUGAUUUAAUCCACGAACACCUCCUGAUUUAGGGUAUCAUGUGUCGUGAUGGUGCAUUUUAUUUUUACUGAAAGGGAUUUUUUAUUUAUUGGACUGUAUGAUUUUUAUUUGUAUGAUAGAUGGAAAUCCAAAUCUUGUCACAUUUUUUUCUUACAUACAUUAUGGUUUAGAUUUAUGAAUAAUAGUCAUAUGUGUCUGCUUGUUACCACAGGAAGGCAAUACAGGAUUGUAUUGUUGUUUAAUCCUUACCAGGUAGAUAUAUUUUUUAAUUAAAUUUUAUAUUGAACUAUGACAAAAAUUAUAUUAGAUUUUGAUUAUUUCUUUACAAGCAAAAUGUAUGCAAAUGAUAUGGAACAGAUAUCCACCUUAUGUAUUAUUAAUGGUUGUGCUGAGAAUGUGCUCGUAUCAAAACAAAAUGUGCAAUAAAAGACGUUUAGCAUU
Molecule: messenger RNA, 5591 nt
Organism: Ostrea edulis (European flat oyster)
Lineage: Eukaryota; Metazoa; Mollusca; Bivalvia; Ostreida; Ostreidae
Product: serine/threonine-protein kinase TNNI3K-like
Exons: 21
Coding region: 437-2932 (831 amino acids)
Biological process (GO): protein phosphorylation
Molecular function (GO): ATP binding; protein kinase activity; protein binding
Source: RefSeq, a predicted model, not a curated record